Molecule: messenger RNA, 435 nt
Organism: Linum trigynum
Lineage: Eukaryota; Viridiplantae; Streptophyta; Magnoliopsida; Malpighiales; Linaceae
Source: the annotation of a GenBank genome assembly
AUGGUCAAGGACCUUGUCUCGGCGAAUUCGGAUUCGGAGGAGGAAAAUCACUGCUUUGAAAUUAAAAAGAGAAUUUCAUCCUCUACGCCAAAAGAAGCGAGUGCUAUCACCAAAGGGCGUGUUAACCUGGUUGUGGCCGCAUUUGCAGCUGGGCUUUCUAUUAAUUCUAUGAAGCAACCCAUCUCGCAGGAGCAGAAGGGACAUGAUAAUCCAACUUGGGAUGGGCAGGGUAGGAGCAAGGAAGAUGGCGUUCAUUUGGAUGAAUAUGGGUCAAACUUAUUGAAUCCAGAUAUUGGAACGCGUAAGCGCCCUUUGGAGGCUGUGGAGGGUCACAUGGGUGACAUACCCACGCUGAAGAAACAAUUUGUGGAAGCUGCUGAUAAUCUAGAACAGGUGGAGGAAGCCAGCCUAGAGUGGCCCCCAUCGGAUAAAUGA